Messenger RNA from Caenorhabditis briggsae, 630 nucleotides. The coding region runs from base 1 to 630 and encodes 209 amino acids. The record is from RefSeq and is a predicted model, not a curated record. Lineage: Eukaryota; Metazoa; Nematoda; Chromadorea; Rhabditida; Rhabditidae. The transcript is spliced from 6 exons.
AUGGCCGAGCGUCGCCUCGCCGCAAUGUACGGGCUAGAGAACAAGCGUCUUCAUGGAAUCAUUGUUCAACAACUUUUUCGGAUCAACCACUUAGAAGAGCUCUUGGAUCAGGCUAGAGAGUUGCAUCGAGAAGCAGAAAAGAGCGCGAGAGAGAUUCUCGAAGAAGAGAUCAAAGACGACCGUGUCAACUUCGGCAAGGCCAAAGAAAAGUGGUUUUUCUGUAAAAGCUCUCGCCGAAGAGAAAGACGUUCAUGUGGGAAGGAUUGCCACUUGAAUGAGCAAUGGAAAGGAGCCACCAGGCAAUUCGGGAAGAAAAGAAAAGAGAGCGAGGAGGCAAUGAGAGAACUGAUUGAAAAAGUGGAAAAGCUUGAAAAUGAGCUGAUGCAAAAAAGGAAGAAAAUCAGCGAAAUGCUCGCAGCCAGCCAAAAUGAGGAAACGGAUUUGAAUAAGCUUCGCGAAGAACAUGAACAGGAAAUCGGAAAGGUUCGAAAGGAGGUGGUCAGACUUCAAGGAUUGUUGGAAGACGUUGAAGAGGAAAACGGUAGAAUGAAGAAUGCGAUUGAGAGUCUGAAAGAGGACAAGAAAACUCAAGGUAAGUCAAAAAAAAACCUACAGUACCGGUCAAUAUGA